Molecule: messenger RNA, 1380 nt
Organism: Adineta steineri
Lineage: Eukaryota; Metazoa; Rotifera; Eurotatoria; Adinetida; Adinetidae
Source: the annotation of a GenBank genome assembly
AUGGAACAGUCAAAUGGAUAUUCUCAAAUGUCAACGCUUGAUGAUAGUCAAGCAUUUAAUGUUGGUGGAGAAUAUCAUUAUUCUGAACCAUAUUCAACCUCACCCACGAAUAUGAAUAAUAAUACGAUAAAUCUCGAUAAUGAAAUUCAAAGUUGGGAACAUUUAUAUGGCGAAAAACCAGUAAUAAAUAAUACUUAUACUGAUAUUCCACAAACAGAUGUCAAUGUUAAUCAACCAAUGCAUUUUGAAUUUCCACCCAAAGGUGAAUUAUUUCAUUUUAAUCAAGAUGUGCCAACAGAAAAAUAUGCACCUGAAGCGGAUUAUGAAACAAUUGUUCGAACAAAAAAUUUAUAUUAUGAUCCUGAACCCCAAAUUAUACGAAAACCUUCAGUACCAAAUUCAGUUGUUUAUAAUCAAAAUAUUAUGGUACGAUUUUUACAACCACCACCAGUGCCACAAGCACCUUUGAUUAUACGAGAAGUUCGUCCACCUCAACCUCCACCGCCACCACCACUUGUCAUUCGGCAACAUCCUCCACCGCCUCUCUCACCACCUCCCAUCAUUCUUCGCGAAAGACCUCCACCGAUACCUGCUAGUAUGACCGCGAAAGUUAUAACCAAAACACUACCUCCUAUUCCACCACCACCAAGAUCAGUAAUUAUUGAAAAUUUACCUCGAUUACCACCUAAACCACGUGAUGUUAUCAUUGAACGAUGGAUACCCUAUGAAGCUAUGUAUAAACGUCCAGUUGUUGUUCAUCGAGCUAAAGAGGCAAAACAAUAUCCUUCACCCAGAAAUAUUAUUAUAACGUAUGAACCUGUACAAACACGAGUUGUUCGACAAUUCCAACGAUUAGGUGUUACACCUGAAGAUCCUGGUAAUUAUUCCAGACAUUAUGGAAAUUCAUUACUUGAUACCGAUCAAUUAAUGGCACAAAUAAAAGAUAUGGGCAUUAGUGUAGAUCUUUCUCCACCUAAAAUGUACAAUAGAGAUCAACAACAAGAGCAACAACAACAUCAACAUCAACAUCAACAGCAACAGCAACAGCAACAGCAAACAUCAUCAAAUGAUAAUGAACAUACAUUUACUAGUAUAAAUAAUACUUCUCCACAACGACAUUUAUAUGGUGAAGUAAACAUGAAUAAUAACAAUAAUAAUAACAAUAAUAACAAUAAUAAUAAUAAUAAUAAUAAUAAUAACAACAAUAGUUAUGCUCCAACUUAUGAAAAUCUUAUUCAUGGAGCAUCGUCGUUAUCAAGAAAUUAUGAAGAAUCGCAUGUUCAACAAGUUGGGAGUGGAAGAUCUUUUUCAAGUAUAGUAGAAGAUUUAUCAUCUCAACUUGCACAUUAUGGUAUCACACCUGAAUCAAUGCCUUAUUAA